Molecule: messenger RNA, 313 nt
Organism: Amphimedon queenslandica
Lineage: Eukaryota; Metazoa; Porifera; Demospongiae; Haplosclerida; Niphatidae
Product: peptidyl-prolyl cis-trans isomerase Pin1-like
Exons: 3
Cellular component (GO): nucleus; cytosol
Molecular function (GO): peptidyl-prolyl cis-trans isomerase activity
Source: RefSeq, a predicted model, not a curated record
AAUUAAUUAGGUUUUAGGGAGCAGAUUGACAGUGGUCAAGUUGGUUUUGCUGAGCUGGCCUCAAAAGAGAGCGAUUGUGGUAGCGCUAAAAGAGGCGGAGACUUGGGCCCUUUUGGACGAGGACAGAUGCAAAAACCAUUUGAAGAAGCAACUUAUGCUCUGAAGAUAGGUGAACUAAGUGAACCUGUAUUCUCUGAUUCUGGAAUACACAUUAUCAUGAGGACAGCAUGAGCAGUGGGGCAUCAAUUACUGACUGAACUUUAAUAAUUUCUACAUUUGUGUCUUCAAUCUUCAUCAAUUUUGUUAAAAUUGA